Rubroshorea leprosula is the source of this 1989-nucleotide messenger RNA. Lineage: Eukaryota; Viridiplantae; Streptophyta; Magnoliopsida; Malvales; Dipterocarpaceae. The record is from the annotation of a GenBank genome assembly.
ACCACUCACUAAACUGCUGGCCCUAGCAUCGUUCCAUUCUCUCUCUUUCUCUCUCUCUCCAAUUUUUCCAUUUUCUCCAAAAGCUCAACGAAAUUUCAAGAAAAGCAAAGAAGAAAGCCAAACGAGGAAUCCACAGAUCGCAAACUCUAGAACAGACUGCAACGAAGGGUUUGGGAAUUCUUAAUGACGCUAUAGGCUCUGCUCCUCUACACCUGGUUUUUGUGGAGUUGGAACCUGUACCAGCUUCAGUUGCUGUUGUAAAAACCUGGUGCCUUUUAAUUUUCAAGAGGGAAUUUCAAAGAAGAGUGCUCUGAUUGGUUCAAACACUAUCUAAUUAACGAAUAAAAACAUUUUUCCACCAUGGUUGCCACUGCUGCUUCAUCAGCAUUCUUUCCAGUUACUCCUUCUUCCCCAGAUACCAGUGUGAAGAACAUGAAGAUAGGAGGUGGAUCUGUUAAUCUUGGAGGUAACAAGUCAAAAUCUCAUAGUUUGAAAGUCAAGGCAAAUGCCCAAGCCCCUCCUAAGAUUAAUGGCACUCGUGUGGAAGGCUUGAAGACUGAAGAUGAUGCACCAUCUCCACCUCCUAGAACAUUUAUCAAUCAAUUGCCUGAUUGGAGCAUGCUUCUUGCUGCUAUCACCACAAUCUUCCUGGCAGCAGAGAAGCAAUGGAUGAUGCUUGAUUGGAAGCCAAGGCGAGCGGAUAUGCUCAUUGAUCCAUUUGGCAUAGGGAGAAUUGUUCAGGAUGGUCUUGUGUUCAGGCAAAACUUCUCAAUUAGGUCAUAUGAGAUAGGUGCUGAUCGUACAGCAUCUAUAGAAACAUUAAUGAAUCAUUUACAGGAAACAGCCCUUAAUCAUGUAAAAACUGCUGGGCUACUUGUUGAUGGCUUUGGUUCAACCCCUGAGAUGUGCAAAAGGAAUUUGAUAUGGGUUGUUGCUCGAAUGCAAGUUGUUGUAGAUCGGUAUCCUACCUGGGGUGAUGUUGUCCAGGUGGACACAUGGGUUGGUGCAUCUGGAAAGAAUGGUAUGCGUCGUGAUUGGCUUCUUCGUGAUUGUAAUACUGGUGAAGUUUUAACAAGGGCUUCUAGUGUGUGGGUGGUGAUGAACAAACUUACAAGAAGAUUAUCAAAAAUACCAGAAGAGGUUCGAAGGGAAAUAGAGCCUUAUUUUAUGAACUCUGAUCCUGUCUUUGAUGAAGACAGCAGGAAACUAGUGAAACUUGAGGACAAUACAGCAGAUUAUGUUCAUAAAGGUUUAACUCCUAGAUGGAGUGAUUUAGAUGUCAACCAGCAUGUCAACAAUGUGAAGUACAUUGGUUGGAUCCUUGAGAGUGCUCCACUGCCAAUCUUGGAGAGUCGUGAGCUUUCUGCCAUGACACUGGAGUAUAGGAGAGAGUGUGGGAGGGACAGUGUUCUGCAAUCCCUAACUGCUGUCACAGACAAAGACGUAGAUAAUCUGGGAAAGUUUGGUAAUAUUGAAUGCCAGCACUUGCUUCGACUUGAGGAUGGAGCAGAGAUUGUAAGAGGGAGAACUGCAUGGAGGCCCAAGUAUGCCAAAAAUUUCGGUAACGUUGAUCAGAUUCCUACAGAGUGUGCAUAGCAUCAGACUUGUUGUUUUGGCAGGAAAGGCAGUAGUCUCAUCACUUAGUGCCACAAUGCUUCUGUAGAAUCCUUCUUGUGUUCUUGAAUUUAUAUAUGUUUCUUCUUUUUAUAUAUUGCUUCUGAUUCCCGAGAAAGAAAAAGCUUCAUCUGUAAUUAGCUUCUCUUUGUACGACCCUUUCUCUUCCUCGCAAUUGUCUCUCCCUCUCCCCUCUAAUAGAGCAAUUCUGCUUUUGGUAGUGAUUGCUAUAUGGAUGAACUGUUGUAUGGGAGAAAAGGUCUUUGCCAGACCCGGGCUGUCCUCACCCAGUUACCCUGGCAAAUUCUAGGAUAAUUUAUCUUUAAUUGGAGCAGCUACUUUGUACAUUUUGGGUGUCAUAUCUCACUUUUUUAU